This is a messenger RNA of Cucurbitaria berberidis CBS 394.84, 1346 nucleotides long. Its product is annotated as NAD(P)-binding protein. NCBI's taxonomy places the organism in Eukaryota, Fungi, Ascomycota, Dothideomycetes, Pleosporales, Cucurbitariaceae. Bases 448 to 1281 code for a protein of 277 amino acids. The record is from RefSeq and is a predicted model, not a curated record. The transcript has 2 exons.
GUCGGGCGUUCUUUCAGUCAAGCUAGCUAAUGAUAGCUCGAAGAGGUAGUAGUACUUAUAAGUGCAUCAACAGAAGUGGCUUCUGGCACCUGCCUCUUGUAUGACACAGCUCAGCUAACUUUCCGUCAUCUCGGAGGGGCGUAUUCUAAAGUCUGUUUCAACUAUACACUGACGCCUCUUCCCUUUUUUUAACUGUCCAUGCGAGUCCUACACCCAAUUGCGAGACUCUGCGCUUCCUAACUACCUAAAAUAUAAUAACAAUGAGAACUAAUGCCGGGCGUAGACAUUAGCAUACCGCUGACACAUGUAAGCUGCGGGAAAAUAAAGGGCCGCUGAGGGGUAACAACACAGAUCCCCCCUUAUAAGUAAUCAUUGCCUUUUGAAUUAGCUUUUCGUAUUGCCUUGAAAACAUCAACUGACUACUUCACUUCAACGCUCUCCAACAUCAUGUCGAAACGUUCAGGCCCUCUAGCCCCUGGUGUGGCUUUCAUCAUAGGCGGAGCACGAGGUCUCGGAAACGCGGUCGCUGUGUCAUUUGCCAAAGAAGGAGCAAGAGGCGUGGUGCUUGUGGAUAUCCAAGACGAGCAGACGUUUGCUGAAGGACAGAAAAACGUCGAGGAAUAUGGGACUGAGUGCCUUCGCAUCCGUGCCGAUGUAACAAAAGAGGCGGACGUGGAGCAGGCCGUUCAACAAGCAGUCGAAAAAUUCGGCCGCAUAGACUACGCAGCCAACUUCGCCGGCAUCCUCGGACCCAGAGACCCCAUAUCCGAGAUUUCCCUACCCGAGUGGCAGAAGACGCAAGACGUAAACUCCACUGGUAUGCUCGUCGCCACAAAGUAUGAGAUGCGCCAGAUGAUGAAGCAGGCUUCGAUCGACGGCAUCGAGGAAGGCCGCGUUCCUCAACAGGGUUCGAUAGUGAACUGCGCCAGUGUAAAUAGUCUAUUCAGCGUAGCUGGAACGGUAGCGUACACGGCUUCAAAACAUGCAUGCCACGGAAUUACCAAGGCAGCUGCUCUCGAAGGCCGGACACAUAACAUCCGCGUCAACGCCGUGUCCCCUGGGUUCCUGCCGACAAAGCUGGUAGAGAUGGGCGAGGACGAGGAAGCGAACGAAGCAUGGAAGACACUGUGGCGAGGGUUAACAAAUAGGCAAGGGAGAAAUGCAACGUUAGAGGAGGUGGGAGAUGUUGUCGUGCUUCUGAGUCUGCCGAGGAUGAGCUUGGUUAAUGCGCAGAAUUUGUUCAUUGAUGGCGGAUUCACUAUAAAUGCAGGGAACUUCUAGAGAUCAGUUAACAGUUUAUGUGGAAUUGGAAUUGAAUGUAGCUGCUGAUUACUGUUUGACAAGUU